Aspergillus wentii DTO 134E9 is the source of this 1719-nucleotide messenger RNA. RefSeq lists its product as uncharacterized. The record is from RefSeq and is a predicted model, not a curated record. Lineage: Eukaryota; Fungi; Ascomycota; Eurotiomycetes; Eurotiales; Aspergillaceae. Gene Ontology annotation, biological process: peptidoglycan biosynthetic process. The transcript has 2 exons. Gene Ontology annotation, molecular function: D-alanine-D-alanine ligase activity. The coding region runs from base 187 to 1656 and encodes 489 amino acids.
AUGCGCAUCUGCGUCUUCCAAUCCGCCUAUCCAGACGAUGAUUCAGCAAAAGACUCGGACCCUGGCUAUUAUCCACACUAUUACACAGACAUGCACACGUUUGAAUACCACUGAAUUCACAAAGAUACUGCCAAACAGGAGAUUGACGCUGUUCUGGCGACGGAUUACGAUGCGUACUUUAGCUUCAUGUGGGGUGAAGCGUAUGAAGAUCAUGUAGCAAGAAUCGAAGCAGUUCAGUAUCUCGAAAGCAAAAUCUCCUGCUUUGGUGGAGUUCCCAGUGCGUCUCUUUUGCAGACAAAGGAUGAUUUCUAUACUGCUGCUCGAAAGAAGGGAUCGCCUAUUGUCCCGAGUAACGAUCUUUCUCGCUUUCCGCUGUUCGUCAAGCCGGUCCAUAGCUAUGCCAGCCAUGGAAUUGACGACAGUUCACUCUGCUUCAAUGAAGAGGAACUGAAAAGCAAGAUUGCAGCAUUGGAUGCAAGUCUCGCCCCGCAUCGAGAUCGCAGACCAUAUUCAGUUAAAUCAACCAGACUUGGGGAACUGUCAAUCCCAUCUGAUAUUCUUGUUACCGAGUAUAUCCGUGGCGUAGACUACUUUGUCGUCGUAUGUCAGAUUGGCGAUACUGUAUUCCCCCUCUGUCCAGAGAAGUGGCGUCUUCCACCAUCGACGCAUGGGAAGCUGGAUGUCUUUCUGACUCCGCAGAUGAAGUAUCAUGCCGAAACAGAUGUUGAACUACUCAAGCAAGACAACGAUCCUAUCCUUUACGACGCCUUACAGAGUACAGCUCUACAAGCCUGGAAGACCUCCAACACCGGUGCCUAUUGGAGCCAUGUGGACAUGCGCGUUCGAGCAAAUGGCGAGAUUGUCGCUCUCCAAGUCAAUCCGAUGGCUGGGAUAUUCACACCACCAGGAAUCCAUCCCGUUCAUGAUCCAUCAGUGACGAAGCACUUUCCGGGUGGUCAUCGCUCGCUCAUCAACUGUGCUCUUGCUGUCCAGCGCAUCAAAUCGAGCAGGUUGUCGAGGGAGAUUCAGAAUACGCAUGAUCAGAUCUCGGCUUCGUAUGAUCGCUUUUCCGACUUGUACGACUCCAAAGCGUCGAGUCAGACACGGACUGUGCCGAUCAUUGAGGAGUAUAUCUCCAUGUUUGGCUUUGAUGGAACUGUAUUGGAUCUGGGAUGCGGAACAGGGGCUUUUGGACGUAUCCUCCAUCAGCAUCAUCCAGAUCAUCCCAAGUUACCCGGGAUUGAACUUUCGCCCCAAAUGGCAGCACGGGCUACAUCAUCCGGUGCCUAUGGGACUAUCUUUGAAGGAAGCAUCCAACAACACGUAUCCAGCAUCGGAAGAAUCGACCAUGUUGUCUCCUGGUACGCACUGCAGUUCCUCGAUGAGGUCGAUCUCAACUUUGCCCUCACUACGUGCUUUAUUAACGCAACUCAAUCCAUCACCUUUUCCAUCGAUGAAAUCCCAGACAAAUACAAUGAGGAUAUCAAGGAGGCUGGUGAUGCGCACAUGGUUCAGUUCAAUCAUGUUGCUGCGGUUGAACGAUUUGGAGUUCCUCAUGGCUGGAGAUUGGCGCAUCGACGGAGACAAUUCGCAUGGAAGUCUGCGCAUACCAAGUAUGAUGUGUAUAGUACUGUCUUUCGAUAUGAGAGAGUCUAGAUAGUUGAUCUAUUUACUUUGAUUUUAUUCAUAAAUGCAUACCACAGCUAUCCAAUAAACCAU